Molecule: messenger RNA, 1497 nt
Organism: Meloidogyne enterolobii
Lineage: Eukaryota; Metazoa; Nematoda; Chromadorea; Rhabditida; Meloidogynidae
Source: the annotation of a GenBank genome assembly
AUGAGGAGAAGAGCAAUGUCACACAAUGUAAAACGUUUGCCAAGGCUUUUUAGGCCUGUUGAUGUUAAUUUAAAUAAGAAAAAGAAGAAAAAGAUGCCUAGUCGUAUUUGGAGGAGAAGAGCUUCUAGGCUUAUUAGACGUAGCAUGGUAGAGAAUUCAAAACCUCGUUGGUUAUCUACACAUAUUUGGCAUGCUAAACGAUUUCAUAUGGAAGCAAUUUGGGGAUUUAAAUUAGCUGCUAAAUGUUGUCAAAAAACUUUUAGACCAAACUAUCGUUCUUCGCUUUCUUCUUCAAUUAUAACAGAUCGAAGUUAUUUAACUUGUUUGCAAUUCACUUUAACUAAAAAUACUUCAAUUUCAUUCAUUUCAAAUUUAUUAUCAAAAUUUUGUCAAAAGAAAUGUUCUCCAACUUUUAAUAAUUUAUUUGCUAUUUCUGGUAAUUUUGAAAUAUCUCUGCUUCUUUUUAAACCUGGUGACGAUUUUAAUGGAUUUAUUGGUCCUUGUCGAUUUUCUUGGUUUUUACCUAAUAAAUUAAUUUUAUGGAUUCACCCUUCAAUUGAGCUUGAUUUUUUAAAAGAAAUUUCUUUAUUAAAUGAAAUUAAAAUUAUUUCUCCUUCAAAAUAUUGUAACAAUACAGCAGAGAAGAUUGAGGCUUAUAUUGAGUUGAAUGUUUUAAAAAAUAAAAUUAGUCGUUUUCAAUUAAUUGGGCCCAAAUCUUUAAUUUAUUUAAACUUUGUUUUUAAACUUGUUUUGGAUGAAGAAUUGGAUAUUUUGGAUUGUUCUGAUUACAGAGAUAUUCACAAUUGGUGGCGUUUAUUUGCAACAAAAAUAGUCUCAAAUUCUUCUCUUCAAUCUGGCACUUUAAUUAAUUUACUUGUAGAAGAUCCACGUUUAUUUCGUGCUCAACGUUCUUUAAAUAAUAAAUUUAUUGAAGAAAAUAAUGAAAUUAAUUAUUCAAAUAUUCCUUUACCUCCUUCAAAUAAUUCAAAAAAUUUAAAAAUAAAUUUAUGGAAUUGGAAGGAAUUUGAAGAUGAAAUGCUUCCAAAGAGAUUGACAAAUUCUGAUUUUGAAAAGAUUUGUGUGGGAAAAUUGGUUUUGCCUAGCCGGACAGAUUUUAAGGUUCCAAUAGUCCUUAUCCUUCAUUUACCCCAAAAAUGUAAAAAUUAUCUUGGAGGAUUUCGAGUUGAUUUUUUAUGCCCAACACAAGUUAGCUAUGAUUUUUGGUUAGCUUUUCAAUUUGCAAAAUGUCGAGCAAUUGGAUUAAAAAAUUGGGAACAUUUAAAUUUUGAAAAUGGUUUGGUAAAUUUCCCAAAUGAAUUUGUAGAUUCUUUUGCUGGGAAAAGAAAAUUGAAAGAAGAAGUUGAAUUAAUUGAGGUUUUUUUAUUAUAUUUUUGUCCAAAUCGAAUAUUAUUUAUUAUUCCAAGUAAUUUGGGGAAAAUAUUUUUUCCAAAAUUCCGAAAGGGCAGGGACUGGGAAAAUUUUUUUCAUAAUUUUUGA